Molecule: messenger RNA, 724 nt
Organism: Actinia tenebrosa (Australian red waratah sea anemone)
Lineage: Eukaryota; Metazoa; Cnidaria; Anthozoa; Actiniaria; Actiniidae
Product: prolyl endopeptidase
Biological process (GO): proteolysis
Cellular component (GO): cytosol
Molecular function (GO): oligopeptidase activity; serine-type endopeptidase activity
Source: RefSeq, a predicted model, not a curated record
AGAAUAUGGUGAAACCUGGCAUCGGGGAGGAAUGCUUGCCAACAAACAAAAUGUCUUUGAUGACUUCCAGUGUGCUGCUGAGUACUUGAUCAAGAACAAGUACACAUCACCAAAGAAGAUUACAAUCUGUGGUGGAUCUAAUGGAGGGUUGUUAGUGACAGCAUGCAUUAAUCAGAGACCAGAACUCUUUGGUUGUGCAAUUUCCCAAGUACCAGUUACAGACAUGCUGAAAUUCCAAAAGUUUACCAUUGGACAUGCGUGGACCACAGACUUUGGAUGCUCUGACAAAAAAGAAGAAUUUGAAUGGUUGAUCAAGUACUCUCCACUUCACAAUAUCAAAGUCCCAGAUAAUGGUGUCCAGUAUCCCGCAGUGUUGUUGUUAACUGCUGACCAUGAUGACCGUGUUGUUCCUUUACACUCCUUCAAGUACAUUGCUGAACUUCAACACACAUUGGGUGGAGUCAAGCAUCAGUCGAAUCCCUUAUUGAUCCGGGUCGAUACAAAGGCAGGUCAUGGAUUUGGCAAGCCAACAGCCAAACUGAUUGAAGAGUAUUCCGAUAUCUUCUCAUUUAUUGCACGUAAUGUUGGGGCCAAAUGGCUUGAUUAACGUAUUAUAACAAGCAUCGAGUCAGCUAGUAUCUUAUUAUCUUCCAUAUUUAUUUAUAAUGUACUGAUAAUAAAACUGAUAUAUUGCUCUAAAAACAAUAAAAACUGCACCAUCAAA